UUUUUGCAAUUCAUUCAGAUCAGCUGAGAGAAAAAUCAAAAGAGCUAUCGGGGGGUCCACUCAGUUACUUUACUGCAGUUCGCGACAAAGCAAAGUAGAAAUUGGAGAUCGUGUUUAUUAUUCUGAAGGGUGGAUUGUUGAAGCAGUCCAGCACCGUCGGAUUGAACUCGGCUGCCCUAGAAACUGCGAUUUCUCAACUAAUGCAAGCUAUUUGAUUGUCCUUUCUCAAGAAUGGCAGAGUCUCUGCGGAAUGUCAAACAUGUAAUACUGGUGUUGUCCGGCAAAGGGGGUGUUGGAAAAAGCACCCUCUCUGCCCAGCUGGCCUUAGCAUUGGUCAAGUCUGGCCUAAAGGUUGGCCUGCUGGACAUUGAUCUGUGUGGUCCGAGUAUCCCCAAGAUGUUCGGUGUGGACGGACAGAACAUUCAUCAGUGCCCAGAAGGAUGGGUACCAGUCUUUACAGAUCAGAGCCAACAACUGGCACUGAUGUCCAUCGGGUUCUUGCUCACUCGGCCGGAGGAGGCGGUGGUGUGGCGGGGUCCAAAGAAAAAUGCUAUGGUGAAGCAGUUUGUGACGGAUGUGUAUUGGGGAGAACGAGAUGUUCUCAUCAUCGAUACCCCACCAGGUACCAGCGAUGAGCAUAUCACAGUGGUGGAAGCGCUGCGGGAAUUCCAUCCAGACGGGGCCGUUCUUGUCACAACAUCUCAGGCGGUUGCUGUGGCUGAUGUACGCCGCGAGUUAUCUUUCUGCCGCAAGACUGGUCUGAACGUUCUGGGUCUGGUUGAGAACAUGAGUGGAUUCGUAUGCCCCACGUGUUCGGAAUGUACGAACAUAUUCUCCCAGGGUGGUGGCGAGUCGUUUGCUGAGCAAAGCGGGAUCCCUUUCUUAGGUCGAGUGCCCCUUGAUCCUUCUCUGACAGCCAGCUUGGAGAGUGGCUCAUCCUUUGCCGAGAAAUUUCCUGGCUCGCCAACAUUUGCAGCAGUGCAAGAGAUAGCUGCCCGUCUAUUGCCUGCGACGACAACAGCAUCUAGUAAUGAGAGCAAGCCUGCAUAGCCCUGAGUGCAUGGUGAGGUGGGUGCGCUGGUUUCAGUAACAGAAUGUAUGUGCGCGUGUGUUGAAAUCCUACCAGGACUGAGUUGGUCUUGGGUCGGUAAAACACGUGCAGUUUGUUCCGUAUCGUGUUAUCGAUGGGUUGAUGAUGAUUGUGCUGGCGUACACAUCACUAUGGCCACAUUCAUCACUGCUAAACACACAGUCACAGGAAACGCAGAUGAGAGGGCCAUUUCUGCUUGCUGUGGCUGUGGAAAUGAUGAGAACGGCGUGGAUUACCCUCGAUAACACAAUCUCAGCGACUGGAACCUUGCUUGCUAGAGUUCCCACAACCAUGGAUUGUGUUAACGGAUACUGGCGACGCGACAUCCAGCCAUGGUGCCUUCCCGGCCUGGUGUUUGACUCUGCUUCAAUGGUUACUGCUGUGUGCAUCUGUGGCUGUUGGCUUAUCCAGCACCAUACAUAUGUAAGUCUAUUGUGGAGAGAGAGAGAGAGAGAGAGAGAGAGAGAGAGAGAGAGAGAGAGAGAGAGAGAGAGAGAGAGAGAGAGAGAUGGAGAGAGAGGCCUGUGGGGGUGUUUUGACAGCCAUCAGCGAGCGGCUCGUCUCUCUAUCCUCAGAGCUUUUCCAAGCCGCUCUUCUUGUGUUGAUGCCUUCCAUCAUCAUCAUGUCAUGUGACAUCUUAAUGUUAUCAUCUUCACCUCUCUACUGCCAGUGAUUGCUGCUGCUGCUGCUUGAUCUGUGUUGUGACUUGACCACCAGCAACAGCAAUAACAACACACUACUUGUAGUUUAGUUUGACACCUGACACACUCUCAGCUGGAGCAGAAUUGGUUUUCAGAGCCACUGGCAAUGCGUGCUUGAUUUCUGACAACACAGAUUUGGCACUGCUCUUCACACUUCAUUAUCUCCUUUAGUGUUGUUAUCUGAUCCACGACUGGCUCAAAACUUGAUGUAACUUGAUACCUAGGCAGUAGGUGAUAAAAUAGUUCUUGUGGAAUUCCCAUUGAGUUGGGUUUCCUGUUGGUCUCUGGGGACUCCUGGUGAUGUUUGUGAUUGUCAUGAUCCUACUGACUGUAACUGUA
This is a messenger RNA of Sycon ciliatum, 2130 nucleotides long. Its product is annotated as cytosolic Fe-S cluster assembly factor NUBP2-like. Lineage: Eukaryota; Metazoa; Porifera; Calcarea; Leucosolenida; Sycettidae. The record is from RefSeq and is a predicted model, not a curated record. Gene Ontology annotation, cellular component: cytosol. The coding region runs from base 232 to 1050 and encodes 272 amino acids. Gene Ontology annotation, biological process: iron-sulfur cluster assembly. The transcript is spliced from 9 exons. Gene Ontology annotation, molecular function: ATP-dependent FeS chaperone activity; ATP binding; 4 iron, 4 sulfur cluster binding.